This is a messenger RNA of Phasianus colchicus (ring-necked pheasant), 554 nucleotides long. The record is from RefSeq and is a predicted model, not a curated record. Lineage: Eukaryota; Metazoa; Chordata; Aves; Galliformes; Phasianidae.
GGCCGUUGAGCGAGUGUCUCAAGGCAUUUCUUCCCACACAGAUGGAGCUGGACAGCACGAGAGCUCAGGCCACACGCAGCGCUCUCGUGCUCGCCCACGGCAGCUUGGCACUGCGUGCCUCCAAGGAACAGCUGCUCGCCCACCUGGAGGGAGACAUCGUGGGCAACAUCCUGAUGCUCUACAGCUGCAGCUGCCGGGACCUGCAGAACAACCUCGCGCUGGUGCAGAGCAUCACCGACUUCAGCUCUGCCUUCCAAGCAGUUGUGGGUGAUUCUGCGUGCUUUAAUCCCUCCUUGAAGGGAAAGCUUCUGGAGAUCCUGAUGGUGAGUGCCUAGAGGCAGGGCUGCCUGCAGAGUUCUGGGCUGUGCCACGCGGCCCGCUUCCCUGGGGGCACACAGGUCUCCAUCAGCCACACGUCUCCAGCUGGUGGGGACUUUGGGUGCUGGAGGCAGCGGCUGGGCAGCGGGCUAGGUGCACCAGCUGUCGAGCUGCUGCAUCCUGCAGUGCUUCCAUGGGAAACAUGGGAGUGAUGGGGCUGAUGUGUGGCAGUUGUG